AGGUGGUGGUCCGCCAUUUCGUGGACGCCAGGGAACGGAGAGCAUCUGCUAAAGCAGAUCCCGAAGUGCGCGGGUGGGCCUGACGGAGUGUUGGGGUUUGAACCUCGGUGUUUGAACCCAGGAUCUCGAAAUGCAUCGUGAUUCCUGUCCACUAGAUUGUAAGGUGUAUGUAGGUAAUCUUGGAAACAAUGGGAACAAGACUGAACUAGAGCGGGCUUUUGGCUAUUAUGGACCACUUCGAAGUGUGUGGGUUGCUCGGAACCCUCCUGGCUUUGCUUUUGUUGAAUUUGAGGAUCCCCGAGAUGCAGCUGAUGCUGUCCGAGAGCUGGAUGGAAGAACACUAUGUGGCUGUCGUGUGAGAGUGGAACUGUCGAAUGGUGAAAAAAGAAGUCGCAAUCGUGGCCCGCCACCCUCUUGGGGCCGUCGCCCUCGAGAUGAUUAUCGAAGGAGGAGUCCUCCACCUCGGCGAAGAUCUCCAAGAAGGAGAAGCUUCUCUCGAAGCCGGAGCAGGUCACUUUCUAGAGAUAGGAGAAGAGAAAGGUCUCUGUCUCGGGAGAGAAACCACAAGCCAUCUCGGUCUUUCUCUAGGUCUCGAAGCCGAUCUAGGUCAAAUGAAAGGAAAUAGAAGACCAGCUUGCUAAAGAAGUGGUGUACAGGAAAUAACUUCAUUUGACAGGAGUAUGUACAGGAAAUUCAAGUUUUGUUUGAGACUUCAUAAUCUUGGUGCAUUUUUAAGAUGUUUUAGCUGUUCAAAUUUGCUUUGAACUUUAGUUUUUCAUAGACUGAAAUAAACCUAGAUCCUGCCCAGUUAAAGUGUGAUGUGCUAAUGAUACAGAAACCACUGGUGGAAAUGGAAUAAAGCUCUAGUUUGUCUAGUAGCUGGGAUAUGGUGUGGAGCUGUGGGUAAAAUGAUAGGCAGUCUUUAAAAGCUGUUAGUGAACACUAGCUAACAGGUAAAGGAUGGGAACUGCACCCUGAAGGCUUUCAGAGGUUCCUUACUGAUUGCUAUAUAUGGACGCAUAGCUGCAACAUUCUUUAUUUGGAAAUGGAAGACUUUAAGUUACCAGUGUCCUAUCAGUGUAAGGGUACAUUGUAGAGCUGAACCUUUGAGUUACUGUGCAAGAUUUCUUUUUCAUGCUGUCAUUUGUAAUAUGUUUGUGAGAAUCCUUGGGAUUAAAGUUUUGGUUACAAAUUGUUGUUUAACUUGAAAGCUUGUUUUUCCUUGCACACUCAAAAUCUGUGAGCUUGGUAUCAAGUCCAAGUAUAACAUUCCUAUUGGAAGCCAUACUUAUAUUUUCUUGUAAAGUGCUUUUGGAUUAAUAAAAUACUAGCAUAAUUGUGUAGUAGUCAGUUGAGUGAACCCACUGUUACAGUUGUUCUCAUCCCUGGGGAAGCAGUUGGUUAUCCAGUUCUUUCUUUGUAAGAAGCAUAACUAAGAGGCGCGGGAUUAAGUGAAUACAUUUUUUUCCUUUGAUGUCACCUUCUAAGUCAUUUUUUAGGAAUUGAAGCCAGUUCAGGAUCAUGACACUGACAUUUUAAAGUAGCAUCAGUGUGGUAUAUUGUAACUCUUAAGUGGCUUUUAUCUUCAGCAUGAAAACAUUCAACAAAGUUUUAAAAAUUGGUUUUAUUUUAUAACGAGGUCUUGCAUGGGAUUCCAAACUGACCCAUCAUGAUGUAAACUCCAUCAUAUGGUUAAAUGUAAUGAUGCACAGUUGAAUAUGGAGGCAUGCAUACCCUUUCUCUUAGAAAUCUGGAGGAGUUGUGGUUUCAGAUUUUUUUGUGUAUAAUUAGAUUAAAUCAUAAUGCAACAGU
Molecule: messenger RNA, 1812 nt
Organism: Phodopus roborovskii (desert hamster)
Lineage: Eukaryota; Metazoa; Chordata; Mammalia; Rodentia; Cricetidae
Gene: Srsf3
Product: serine and arginine rich splicing factor 3
Exons: 6
Coding region: 131-625 (164 amino acids)
Biological process (GO): mRNA splicing, via spliceosome
Cellular component (GO): nuclear speck
Molecular function (GO): RNA binding
Source: RefSeq, a predicted model, not a curated record